AAACAACAGGCCAGCAGUAGAGAUAAAACAUACUUAACAUGGCUAUUUCUCCAAACACGACCAGCUCGUCCGCAGCCAACCUUCCAAUUAUCGACUUCUCCAAACUCGAAGGCUAUAAGAACUCGGAUGGCGCCAUUACAGCAGAAGAGAGCUCUGUGGAAAAGCGAAAGCUGUUUCAGGCCUUGAAGGACGUUGGUUUCGUCUACCUCAGAAACCACGGCAUCGACGAAUCUGCCGUGCAGACGAUCUUUGCGCACGCCGCGCGAUUUUUCUCACAGCCUAUCUCUGAAAAGGAGAAGGUGGAAACCGGUGAAAGCAAGUUCUUCCACGGCUGGUUCUCGCCAGAGCGGACCUCCGGGUCUUCGAAAUUCUCAGACCAGAAGGAGGCGUUUGAUCUGGGCGAUGACAGCGAUGUGACGCGACCAAAUCAGUGGCCGGCAGACUGGCCCGAGUUCAGGACCGAUAUGAAUGCGUUCUUUGAGAGGAGCCAUGACAUCCAUCUCGGUUUGCUGAGCACGUUAGCGGAGGAGGUCGGGCUGCCGCGGAACUACUUUUUGCAGUAUGUGCAGGACAAGGACCAUUUCUUUCGCGUCCUGCAUUAUCCAGAGACGACGAUAGAUACGUUUGAGACCCGGGUGCGAGCAGGCGUACAUACUGAUUAUGGCACUUUGACAUUGCUAUUCAAUGACAGCAAUGGAGGGUUGCAGGUUCGUGGAAAAGACGGACGGUUCUUUGACGUGCCACCAAUCCCGGGCUGCGCCAUUAUAAAUGUUGGUGACCUGCUCUCUCGCUGGUUCAAUGGCGUGCUGAAGUCGACCGAGCACCAAGUGAUCGAACCGCCGACAAACGAAGCUACACGCGCUACCCUUGGAGGAACGAUACAUUCUCGAUACGCAAUCGCGUGGUUUGGUCAUCCCAAUAGAAAUGCAUUCAUUGAACCACUUAGUGUUUGUGUCACAGAAGACAACCCUAAGCAUUUCGAAGGCGUAUUUGCGGGCAAGCAUGUGGUGGAUAGACUUGCGAAGCUACAUAAGGACGGGAAGAAUUCUGAAAGUUGGGAGGAUAAUAUGUAUAGGGAGAAUAAGUCUCAGGGGCUGUAG
Messenger RNA from Pseudogymnoascus verrucosus, 1100 nucleotides. RefSeq lists its product as uncharacterized. The record is from RefSeq and is a predicted model, not a curated record. The transcript is spliced from 2 exons. The coding region runs from base 39 to 1100 and encodes 353 amino acids. NCBI's taxonomy places the organism in Eukaryota, Fungi, Ascomycota, Leotiomycetes, Thelebolales, Thelebolaceae.